Molecule: messenger RNA, 1612 nt
Organism: Coffea eugenioides
Lineage: Eukaryota; Viridiplantae; Streptophyta; Magnoliopsida; Gentianales; Rubiaceae
Product: probable magnesium transporter NIPA6
Exons: 10
Coding region: 123-1265 (380 amino acids)
Biological process (GO): magnesium ion transport
Cellular component (GO): membrane
Molecular function (GO): magnesium ion transmembrane transporter activity
Source: RefSeq, a predicted model, not a curated record
UAUUCAUGUGAUGUCAUUUGUGAAUGCUGAGACCAAAAUCUGGUGAUUGGAAGAUUUGCUUUUCCAUGAAGAGAAAGAGAAUAAAAGACGAGCAGAAAACAGAAGAAUAUUGAAAUUCAAUCAUGGGUUUUUCUAAAGACAAUCUGACGGGGUUUAUUUUAGCUCUGCUUUCCAGUGGAUUCAUAGGUGCCAGUUUCAUCAUCAAGAAAAAAGGCCUGAGAAGAGCUGCUGCAGCCUCUGGUGUCAGGGCUGGUAUGGGUGGACAUGCUUACCUCUUGGAGCCCCUCUGGUGGUUUGGCAUGAUCACGAUGAUUGUUGGAGAGGUUGCCAAUUUUGUGGCUUAUGCAUUUGCCCCUGCUGUUCUUGUUACACCCCUUGGUGCAUUAAGUAUAAUUGUCAGUGCUGUAUUGGCUCACUUUAUCUUGAAGGAGAAGUUGCACAAGCUUGGGAUUUUGGGUUGUGUCAUGUGCAUUGCUGGCUCUGUCAUAAUUGUCAUUCAUGCACCACAGGAACGGUCCAUCUCAUCCAUUCAACAAAUUGUGAAUAUGGCAACUCAACCUGCAUUCUUGCUUUACGUGGGAUCAGUGAUGGUUUUGGUGUUUAUUCUUAUCUUCUAUUUUGCACCUCAAUAUGGACACACAAAUGUGCUCAUCUUCACUGGCAUUUGUUCGCUCAUGGGUUCUCUCUCGGUUAUGAGUGUAAAAGCCCUUGGAACAGCACUGAAAUUGACAUUCGAGGGAAAGAAUCAGCUGAUCUACCUGGAAACCUGGUUUUUUAUGUUUGUUGUGGCAACUUGUGUCAUCACUCAGAUGAAUUAUCUCAACAAGGCACUUGACACCUUCAAUACUGCAAUUGUCUCUCCCAUAUAUUAUGUCCUGUUCACAACACUCACAAUUGUGGCCAGCAUUAUUAUGUUUAAGGAUUGGGAUGGUCAAAGUGCUGGUAGCAUCAUAUCAGAAAUCUGUGGUUUCAUUGUUGUUCUCUCGGGUACGAUCUUAUUGCACGUGACCAAGGAUUUUGAGAGAAGCUCUUCUUUUAGAGGCAAUGCAGGAAACUACACACCUUUGUCGCCUACAUUGUCUACACGACUAUGUAGUGGAAAUGGGGAAUCACUAAAGCAUGAUGUGGAAGAAGGGCCAUCCUCUGAGGAAUAUUUGCAGAUUGGUUACUUCCAAGUUCACCCUCGAUGUUGUGACAAUUUGCUGAAGCUAUUGGCAUCAGGUAAUUUUUGCAGCUGUUGGAAGACAAUCAAGUUAACCUUUUGAUUCUCAACGAUUGACGGAUUGAGUGGAUGGAAAAAAACUCAAUGCUGAUUCCUUCAGAGUGUGAAACUGUUCGGUUUCUUUUAAUCAAUGGCUCGACAAGAUUCUAGGGCUAGAUUGGAGAAGUCAGCAAGCAGAGAUCACUGCUGAGGAAUUACAUCAUCUGAAGCAUUCGUGCCGGGAACCAAUUUUUAUGGCAGCUUGUGGCAGAUGCAGAUGGUAUAGAACUUCCAAUACAUUUUUAUGGUGUUUUUCGAACAAUAACAUAUGAGAAAUGAGCAGGUAUAGCAUUGGUUAAUGUAUAUCAUUCUUUGAAGAAAUAGUUCUGCAUAGGAUUGUCAUUUCGCUCU